GAAAGAAAGAAACUAAAUAGGAUUUGAAAAUGGUAGCUAAAAGUAAAUUAGCAGCAUCACCACUUGCUUUAAAGAAAUUUCAUCCAUUAUUAAAGGAUAGAUAUAUUCAAAAGAGCAAUAUUGGCAGAAUGAAUAAAACAAACAGAAUAACCAACCAUUAUGUUUCUCCAUCUGACAAAAUGAAUGCGUCGCCUUGUUCUAAACAGUUGCUUUAUCAUAAACAAAGAAUAUUUAAAAACAAUGCUAAACAAUUUUCCGGCUUGAAAAGGUUGUUGAAUUUGGAACUCGAAGAUGAUACACCAAAGGAUAGCAAAAUAAUUGAGAUUAUUAAGAAUGAAGACACUUUCAGCGUGUUGGACUCUUUAAAGGCUCUAAAGGUGUCAUGCGAUCCAAAUAAUUCAGAGGAAAUGGAAUCAGAUACGUCAAUUCUCGAGAAUUCAAUGAUUGGAGAAGCCGAGAUGAAAAAUAUAUUGGAAGAAAAGAGUCUAGCUACACCUGCUCAAGCUCGAGAGUAAUAUGAUUGGUUGUUAUUGGUGUAAAUCACCAACUGAAAAAUUGGCUUAGGAACUGUUUUAGGAACUGUUUUAGGAAUUGUUUCAAGAAUUGCUUCAGAAAUUCCUCCAGAAGUUCUGUUUGAUUUGUUUCUUUUAUAUGAAACUGGACCGCAAAUAUGCUGUCGAGCACAAUCGGAUUCUCCUCUGGCUGUUUGAGAGUAAGUCUUGUUGUGUUCUGCCUGGAUUUGCGAUGUUUCUUUGCCAGUGCCUGUCAAGGAGCACGGUAUGCCGGGUAUUUAUUUGCACAUUUAUUUGCGCACUUGCUUGCACACAUGUUUGUGCAGCUACUUGUGCACCAUAUUGUACACUUUAAUAACAGACCUGU
Ascoidea rubescens DSM 1968 is the source of this 879-nucleotide messenger RNA. RefSeq lists its product as uncharacterized. The transcript has 3 exons. Lineage: Eukaryota; Fungi; Ascomycota; Saccharomycetes; Ascoideales; Ascoideaceae. The record is from RefSeq and is a predicted model, not a curated record. The coding region runs from base 30 to 515 and encodes 161 amino acids.